CUUUGUUAUUGCAUUUUCAACCGCGCUGCUCGUCGGGUGCGCGCUGCCAUCGAAAAAUCGAAUCAAACCUCGGAUAGUUUCCAACUCGAAAAUCACCGGGCAGGAGUAUAAUAUAUGGAUUGCUGCUAGGGAAAUCCCGUUGAUAAAGAAGAUGUUCUGAUGAAGUAUCUUUUUUGCACCUCAGACGGGGAUAGAAGUUGUGGAAGAAGAGGAAGAAACUGAGAGGGCGAGAGGAGGUUGCAAAACGGAACGAACCGGAAACGAAACGGGUCGCGGCUUGAAACGAUACGCGGCUCUCUUAUUCUCAGCGGCGGUGUCGUUUUGUGACGUCAAAACCAGCUACGUCCUUCGCUGGCAGACACACACACACGCACGCAUGCACGCACGCUCACCGACAGACACAAUACCACACUGAAAGAAACUCCCACCAAGAGAACCCUCCCCCCUCCUAGAGAACAACAACAAAAACAGCAGCAGCGGAAAAAUAAAGAGAGAAUUUAUAUUCCUUUUGUAUCAACGCGAUUGUGUGCAUGUGUGUGUGUUUUUUGAGGCAGCCGCACAACUACAACUGCAACUGCACUAGUAACAACAACUAAAAAACGGCAAAAAGCAACAAAAAUGGAGCAGCCGAGCCUUCUCGUCAAAAUCCUGCACUCGAUUCCGCACGUGAAUUACACAUUCCGUCGGGUUAACGACACCUUCAAUCCUGACAGCGAUGUUUACCUCGAGAGUCUGGGCAUCCUGGCGUGCAUUCCCGCCGGCCUGCUGAUCGUCUCGCUGUUGGGCUUGCUGCUCUACCUGCUGACCCGCUGCUGCGACCGUCGUCAGCGGAAGCCAAGUGCCCAGCGCUGCCAGAGCUGCUCGCUGGUCAUCAUCACAUUGAUGACCUGUGCGGCCAUUGGAUUAGGCUUGUACGGAAACGAUGACUUCCACAAUGGCCUGUUGCAGGCCUUUGGAUCCGGAAAGAACGUCGAGGAUCUGGUGCUCACCUUAAAACGACAGACGGAGAGCAUCAAGCACGACUUGGCAUCGCGGAUGUCCGGACACAAGGUGGAGCAGCUGGUGGUGAAGCCACAAUACAACCAGACGGUGGUCAUGCUGCUCAUCGAGACAUCACGUCUGGUCACGGAGAACACCUCACGGGCGGUGGCCUCGCUGGACAGCAUGGUGCACUACUUUAUGAAGGCCAAGGGCAGCGAGAACGAUACCUCGCUAAUGGGACUGUUGCAACUUGGUGAGUUCUACGAAUCCAUUCGCUGGCCAGCCACUCUGGCCUUUCUCACUGUCCUCCUACUGCUCUGCACCGUGCUGGUGAUUGGCGUGGCCCGGCGAUCACGCUGCACCCUGAUCUUCUUCAGCGUUUCGGGCCUAUUCUGCAUCAUCAUCUGCUGGCUGUUGGCCGCUGUCUAUCUGGCAUCCAGUGUGGCUGCCGGCGACUUUUGUAUGCGACCGCACGACUAUAUGUGCCGACAGGUGGGCAUGCGGAGUCCCUAUGUCGAUUUCCUCAACUGCGGCACUCCGCGCAAUCGGUUCAUUCUGCGCCUAAACGAAUCCCGGGAUCUGGUGGAUCGGGCCAGGGAAAGUGUGGAGCACAUGCAGCGAAUGAGCCAGGACACGUAUCCGCACAUCGACAUCCAACGCACACUGAACACCAUGGACAGCGAUCUAGAGAAUACGCUGCGCAACCUAACCACUCUAUCGGAGACCCUGGACCGCCGGGCCAUCGACCAGCACUACGAGGAGGCACUCCGCGGACUCUGCGGCGGCGGACUUCUUGGACUGAGCCUGAUGAUGGUCGCUGGCCUGCUCACCUCCUUCCUGCUGACGAUCCUGGUGUACGCCGACUCGCACGCCUGGAUUUAUCUAACCAAGCGGCCAACGCUGGACGCUGACAAAUCGGAGACGGCGCCGUUGUUCCCCGCCUCGAAUGCGCCCAGUGCCAGCAUUUCGCCCACCGCACCGCUGAGCACGGGAACGAUCAACCGGACGCUGUUGCACCACCAGCAGGCGUCGGUGGGUGGCGGCGGUGGGUCGGGCACCCUGCCAGGAUCCGGAGGCGGCGGGGGCGGGGCAGGAGGAGGAGGUGGCAUGGGCGCCAAUGGACACAACGGCGUGGGACCCUAUCGCAAUGGAACGGCGGGCCUGAGACAAGGGUUGGCAUCACCUUUAUCUCAAUCAAGCCACAAUUCAUCCCACAACGCUACUUACAACAACGGCACCAUCGGUUACAACAACAACAGCCACCAACAACAACAACACCACCACCACAACAACCACCUGUACAGCAACCACCACCACCACCACUACAACAACAACCACAGCAACAAUACACAGCAUAGAACUAACUCCGCGGCGGGGGCGGUGGCAGCGGCGGUGGGCGUGGCCAGCCACAAUGGUGGUCAACGAUCGCCGUCGCCGCCGCCCGGCUACGAUUUGGUGCAUGGCACAAGGUCAGGCCACCACACUCUGGGACGCCUGCCGUCGCAUCACCAGCAAUCGGCAUCGUAUUUGCCGGGACCCAACAAUGGAAAGUAUGCGACGCUCAGCAAGCAGUGUAAGACGCUCGAGUCGAACGACUUCUACUGAGAUUCGCUUGCCUGCAGUUCCCAUGCAGGCAGUAGCAACAACACAGCACAGCAGCAGCAGCAAUUGCAGUUGCAACACCAGCAGCAGCAACAUCAGCAACAGCAGAGCAGCCUAAUCAAUCAGAACCAGAUCAAGAACAUCUUUGCAUCGGCCACAUUGCCACGCUCCACGGGCAGUUCCAUUCGAUCGGUGCUGUCGGUGCAGAACUCCAAUGCUGGCAUUUGUCGCUCCACGGGCAACGGUCUGGAUGGGGAGUUCGUGGAUGAUCGUGAUCCGCGCGAUGUGACCAACAACAGCUUCAAUCGCUUCGAUCCCAAGUACAUAAGCAUUGGGCCCAAGGCGGUGAGGGGUCAGAACAACAACCUAAACAUAAUGUCCGCUGCUGGGAGCAACAAGUGUGCCACAUUGCGGCAUGUGGGUCGCUACGGUGGCUCACUGAAGGGUGUGUCCGCUGUCAACGCCACGCCCUCAAUGCCCGCUGCCCCCGCUGUGCAUUCGCCGAACUUGAGGAGCGCCAAAGCGCCAUCAAUAGCCACCGUUUCGAAGGAUUAUUGCCAGCAGCCGGACUGCAUUCCCCAAGAGUUCCUGCUACAGCAACAACAGCAGCAGCAGUUGCAACAGCAGCAACAACAGUUGCAGCAGCAGCAACAGUUGCAACAGCAGCAUCAGCAGCAACAGUUGCAGCAACAGCAGCAGCAACAGCAACUGCAGCAACAACUGCAACAGCAACAUCAACUGCAGCAGCAACUACAGCAGCAAUUGGUGCCACCGGCUCCGCCGCAACCUGCGCCACCGCCUCCGCCCAAACCAAAGAUAGUCAAUACAUUUACGGAAAUUCCUGGCACCACGGGUGUGGGCAGCUCGUAUGCCAAGGAGCAGCAGCAGCAGCAGCAACUGUUGGCCCUGCAGCAGCAGCAGCAACAGCAAUUGCUGGCCCUACAGCAACAGCAACAGCAGCAGCAGCAACAAAGGGAGCUGCAUCCACCCACCACGCAUAUACUGCCACCCUCGGCUGUUUACAGCAUCGAGAGCAGCGAGGUGUUGCCCACAGCUGCGCCGCGAGUGCAACAGCAGCAGCGUUCGCUAAAUCCCGCCUCCAUUGUGAACCAGCCGCUGCCCGAAAUUCCCACCAAUCAGCAACAGCAACAAUCGAAGAUAUCCGCUCAGCCGCUGUGCGCGGCCAGUUUGGGCCAGUACCGCUCGUUGCAGCGUCCGCAGGCGCAGAAAUUGCAGGCCGUAGCCACGCAGCCGCAGCCGCAGCAGCAGCAACCGCCAACGCUGCCGCCCAAGAACAGGCACAAAACGGGCAGCAAUCGCGACAGCAGCAAUGCCAAUCAUAUGCAGACAUUGCCGCCAAAGUCGGCUAGCUUGAGGCAGCAGCAGCAGCAGCAGCAAGAGCGGGACAGAGACCGCGAGAGGGAGCGGGAACGGGAGCGGGAGCGUCCCCGACGGGCGGAAACUUUGGACAAUGCCCGCAGCUACAUAGAGCAACAACAGCAGCAGCAACAGUAUCCCAGCCAGUUGAUAACCGGCAGCAACAUUAAGAAGCAGCACUCCUACGACAGCAGCUACCACCAGCAGCAACAGCAACAGCAGCAAUUGGCCUUCUACCAAAGGCAGCACAACAACAACUUCUCCACGAAACAGCAGCAACAAUUAUUGCUGGAGCAACAGCAGCAGCAACAGCAGGCUCUGUUCUAUAGAUCCUUGAAGCGAGGUGAACGAGGAGGAGGAGGCGGAGGGGGAGGAGGAGGAGCAGCAGCUGCCACCACCAGCAACCAUAGCGAUCUGUAUUCGGUGACGGAAUUGUAGGAGUGCGCCUGCUGCGGCGGCGGUGUGGAUGUGGUGCGCCGAGGCACUUCAUCCACAUCGCUGCACGCGGCGGCGGCCACACAAACUCAGAGCCAAAACCAGGCGCAAUCGCAGAACCAGGCGCCCGUUCCCCUGCCACCCAAGAAGCAUCGCCAAAGGGAAAGGGAGCGCGAGCGGGAACGGGAGCAGCAGCAGCAGGUGGCCACAACCGCUUGCAAUGCCAAUCUGUGCGAGGAGCAUCAGUACGAUGAGUACUAUCCAGGUGGAAUCGGAGGAGGAGUGGGUGCCACUGGAGGAGGAGCUGCUACAGCAAGCUCUAACUCCAAGCAUGCAUCCUCAGCAUCCAAGCAAAGCCAGCAGAGGGCAGCCACCUUCGAUGUGGCCGAUGCCAGAGACUAUGAGCUCAAGCGUUUGGGCAAUCGCAGAUCCCAGCAGCAGGCGGCUCCCAGUAAAAGAAAUGGCGGAGGAGGAGGAGCUGCUGCCCAAGAUCAUCAUCGCAGCCACGAUCGCGAGCGCUCGCGCAGCGAUCAUCGCAUUGCCAGCUAUGCCUGCGAGGAGGUCAAUUCCUCCGCGCUCUGUAGCGCUGGCUCCAUGAGCUCCAUGCUGCAGCCGACCAAUGGAACUGCUGGUCACAGCAGGAGCAGUAGCCAUCACCAUUCGCGGGAUCAGCAGCAGCAGCAGCAACAGCGGGAACGACGCGAGAAGACCUUCAAGGUAUGAUUUUUAGAGACGUCAUAAGAAUUGUCCAAUCCGCGCCAGGACACCAGGAAUGGCAGCUCCAGGCGGCGGACGCGUUGAGGGGUAAAUGAAAAGCGAACGUGGCGGAUUCUACAGCGAUUACAAUUGGAGGCAAAGCAGCUAGAAAAAGUGAGCGCAAGCGGAAGCGGAAGAAACUGCAUUGGAAAUUUGGAGAACCCUGCCUGUUUUUAUGUUUAGAUAUCUCUGUCCCUCUCUAUCAACGCUCUGUCUAGGUCACACACAACGAAAUGAAACGAACUCACACACACACACACACACACAUAUAUAUAAAUGUAUAUUGUACAAAAUUCAACCUAUUCUGAUUGAUUCAAAACUGCAAAAGCUGCUUAAUAAUGUGCUAAAAUGUCAAGAGUAGCGGUCAAAAUAAUAGUACUAGUACCUUAUAAUUCCCAACAUGUUUUGUACAUUUAAUUUAAUGUAUUUUUGGUUGGACAUUAUUAUGCAAUAUUUAUACAAUUUACAAUUUCCAACUACAUUUGCAUUAUGUAUGAGCAAUAUCUACAAGACCUUUUUUUUUAAUUUUACAAGAUUUAUUACUAUUAUUUUAACCGGUGCUGUGCCGCAUAAAGCCGUAUACAAACCUACAUCAGUUCUCUGCUCUGUGUUGUUGCCUAUUGUUAUAUAUAUAUAGUACAUAACUAAGAUCAACUAUAACGAAUAUUUUUUUUGUGACCACUAUUCAUACAUGUAUAUUUUAAAAGCCUUAGUUAAGUACAAUUUAGUUUUAAGCACAAAUUUAUUUAUUUACAACAGAUUGUAAGCCUCGACCCCAAAAAAUAUGAUCUAAAACGGGUGAAAAAGCGGGUAGAGACCGUCGGCGAACGAUUGCUAGGAGCUCUUGAACAUUAACAAGUUUUUUGCAAUAUUCUCGAGAAUCUAGUUCCGUCUUUGUCUCUCGCUUUUUCGCCAUUAAAGAACUUAUAUUUUCAUAAGAAGUGUGUGUGUUUUUUUUAUAUUUAUUAUCCAAUUUUUUUUUUAACUUGCAUAAGCGAUUUACGCUGCAUUAUUUUAUUGUUUGAGAAUCCGUUGCGAGAACCAACAACAACAACCACAGCAACACGUACGUAAAAUUUUUGUGACGUCAGAAAUCUAAAAACAAACUAUGAAAAACCAGCAGCAACAACAAAGCACAAGACAACAAAAACACAAAGAAAAAAACCACAAGGAAGAAAAAACAACUUCAGCGGAAAACAUUUUACAAAACAAAACAUAAAAUAAAUUAAAAGUUUAACAUUUUAGAGAAGCAAACCACAAGAAAAGCGAAGUUCUUAACUCAAGCAAUAUAAAAAUAGGAAAAGACGAAAACGAAAAGAAGCCAUACCAAGUUGUUCAACUAUUUUAAAAAUGAAUUCAGCAAUGCAAAAUGAUAAACAAGCAAACAUACAUAUACAUAAACAUAAACAUACAUUAAAUGCAUACAUACUUAAUAUAGAGCAAGCAUAAGAAAUAUUAAUUAAUCGACAACAACCACAAACAAUGUUCAGGUCAAUAACUGCAUUUAAAAGGAUAAAGUAAAAGAAGGAAACCCUCGUUAGGCAUAAAAAAUAACGAAAUGCUCUUUUUAUAUACAACUAUAUAUACAUGCAUAUAAAUAUAUAUACAUAUAUAUUAUAUUACAGAAUUGCAGUUACCCAAAAACACACAGGCAGCCAGACAAACCAUCAAACACAAACAACAACAAAAACAAAAAAAAGCAACUCACAAAAGUUGUUGGCACAAUGGCAAACACACACAACCAUUUUAUAAAAACUAACAUAAUUAUCUUACACAAAAUACAAGACACACAACACACUCAUACAUGCGAACAGUUGUGGGCAAAAUAAAUGUAGUGCCAUUAGAAUUUUGAAAAAUUGAAUAAAAUGUAAAUUGUACCAAUUGUUUAAUUUUAUUUAAGUUUUACAAAUUUAUUUAAAGGGUUAAGGCUAAAGAGGAAUUUUACCAAAACUAUUUUGUUUCUACAACAAAUAAAGGAAAAAAAUAAAGAAUUA
This is a messenger RNA of Drosophila elegans, 7145 nucleotides long. Its product is annotated as polyhomeotic-proximal chromatin protein. Gene Ontology annotation, molecular function: volume-sensitive chloride channel activity; intracellularly calcium-gated chloride channel activity. NCBI's taxonomy places the organism in Eukaryota, Metazoa, Arthropoda, Insecta, Diptera, Drosophilidae. Gene Ontology annotation, cellular component: plasma membrane. The record is from RefSeq and is a predicted model, not a curated record.